Messenger RNA from Angiostrongylus costaricensis, 558 nucleotides. Lineage: Eukaryota; Metazoa; Nematoda; Chromadorea; Rhabditida; Metastrongylidae. The record is from the annotation of a GenBank genome assembly.
UUGAUAGUGGAUAAAGCAUCCAACUUCGUGCCAUUGAACGCUAACUGGGAUUUCAAAUUUGUCAUUAACGGAUGUGACCUGUUGAAUCGUCACGAGUUGUCUUCUACACAAGAUCGUGAACUCCAACGUUACAUUGACAACAACAGACAUGUUUUGAUCUACAAGGAUCAUGAACUAACCUCAUUCUCUUUCAAGCUUCCAAAUUCUGCAGUAUCAUCACUGAUGCGUUUCCUUCCUCUAGGGGUAAAUUUCACAUCUGAUUUUCCUGGGCUGACAGGCAACAGCAGAAUGGAUGACGGUACUGGUCUGUGCUACAAAGCUGUCUCUCCCUCGUCACCUUAUGGAAUGUUAGAGUUGGACAGCGGCAAUUCAACAAUGAAAAGAGGAGGAAUUUCAAAAGGUUCAACAAUUUUGAGUCCCUACGGAAGUCUAAAAAGUCGGAAGGGGGUAAGCUGGUUCGAUGAAGAACGAGCGCGAUCUCUUUCUCCUGUCAACAAUAAUCCACAGGUACUGAAGAUUGCGAGCACUUCCUUUACGGUUUCGCAACCAGUUGUUUGA